UGGAAAAGAGGAAGCCAUCGGGACUGUUUUCAGUUUUGGAAGUGCUCGCUUUUACCAUAGCGUUUUUUGAAAACUACCCCUUUGGAGUACAGCACUAAAUGUCGUUCCACUGAGAAACGGCAUGUGAAGCACAACUCCUUUCUGAAAAGAUAUUUGAUGUACAGAAUCUGCAGACUGGUGCCCUUUCCGAAGCUGAGCACCAGACGCUCCCAAGAUGUCGUCGUCCAGCUGUCCCCCACAGUCCCCAGCUGUGGCAAAGACAGAGGUAACAGUGGAGGGAGAGUCACCAGUGCUGGCAGCCACCUUUGCUUACUGGGACAACAUCCUUGGCCCACGUGUGCGCCAUAUCUGGGUGCCCAAGGGCCCCCCAGCACUGACUCUAGGUGAUGGCGAUAUCACCUUCCUGGCUAACCACACACUCAAUGGUGAGAUCCUGCGCAGUGCUGAGAGCGGUGCUGUGGAUGUUAAGUUUUUUGUGCUGGCCGAGAAGGGAGUGGUCAUCGUCUCGCUCAUAUUUGACGGUGACCUGAAGGGCGACCGCAACACCUGUGCCCUGUCCAUCAUCCUACCGCAGACAGAGCUUGAUUUCUACCUGCCGCUGCACGCAGUCUGUGUGGAGAGGCUUAAGCACAUCAUCCGAAAGGGACGCAUCUGGAUGCAGAAAGGUUACAACAUUGUUUCCGUGCUCACUUCAGAGAUAAUCCCUAUCAUGGACCUGCUGUCCUCUAUGAAGACUCACAGUCUUCCUGAGGACAUUGAUUUGAAGGACACAGUGAUGAACGACGAUGACAUUGGUGACAGUUGCCAUGAAGAUUUUCUGCACAAGGCUAUCAGCUCACACCUGCAGACGUGUGGCUGCUCUAUGGUUGUGGGAAGCAACCCAGACAAAGUGAACAAGAUGGUACGCACCCUUUGCCUCUUCCUGACACCAUCUGAGCGCAGGUGUUCCCGCUUAUGCAAGGCUGAUGGCUCAUUCCACUAUGACGCAGGGCUCUUUGUGCAGGGCUUACUUAAGGACUCCACAGGGAGCUUUGUCCUCCCUUUCCGGCAGGUGCUCUAUUCACCCUACCCCACCACACACAUCGAUGUAGACGUGAACACGGUGAAGCAGAUGCCUCCAUGCCAUGAGCAUGCCUAUACGCAGCGUCGUUACAUGUGUGCAGAGCUGAGCGCACUCUGGAAGGCAGCCAGCGAGGAGGAUGUUGCACCUGACACCAUCAUCCAUGCCGACGAGAGCUUUGCACCUGACCUGAAUAUCUUCCAGGACGUCAUGCACAAAGACACUAUUGUGAAGUCCUUCUUAGAUGAGGUGUUCCUGCUGAAGCCAGGCCUCAUGCUGCGCAGCACCUACCUUGCUCAGUUCCUCCUGCUGCUGCACAGGAAAGCACUCACACUUCUCAAGUACAUUGAGGAUGAGACGCAAAAGGGAAAGAAGCCAUUCCGUUCUCUGCGCAACCUGAAGACAGACUUGGACCUAAUGACUGAGGGGGAUCUCAGCAUCAUCAUGGCCCUGGCUGAGAAGCUCAAAGUGGGGCUGCAUUCAUUUGUCUUUGGGAAGCCCUUCUACACCAGUGUGCAGGAGCGUGAUGUACUCAUGAGCUUCUGAUGUACCCCUCCACAUGUCUACUAAACACCCCAGUGUUCCCCAUUCAGUCACCAGGUACAGCUGUUCACCACAAUAACAGUGGGUGCCUUGCUAGCAGUUUGGAACCCACACCAUGAAACAUGCCUUCAGGAGUAAAUGGAGGUUAGACCUUGGAUUUAUCCCAGGUCUUAACAGUAAAACAUGAAGCAUUUGCUCCCAGGAUACAGUGUAAGUCACUGUGCUGCAACAUAGAUAGUUUUUCUGAUUCACUGCAAGUGCCCCUUCCCCCAAUUGCAAAGCUCUGAAUGCACACAGGGCACGCGAACAAAAGAAAGAUGGUAAGUUUCUGCCCCCUUCCAUAAAAAUAGUUGGCCAUAUUGUAUAAAUCUCUACCUUAAGGAGUGCUAGUUAAAAGCUUAUAUGUACAUUGGAUUUAUGGAGGCACUGGGUUAAUGGAUUAAAACACCCAUUUUGUGGUUAUCAGCGAAGCUAGGGGCAGCAGGUGGCUUAGUGUUCACAGGUUCCCAUCUACUACUGUAAUGCCAUUGACCAAGGUACACACACACACACACUUUCAGAACCGCUUGUCCCAGACGGGGUCACAGGAAACCG
Molecule: messenger RNA, 2197 nt
Organism: Scleropages formosus (Asian bonytongue)
Lineage: Eukaryota; Metazoa; Chordata; Actinopteri; Osteoglossiformes; Osteoglossidae
Gene: c9orf72
Product: C9orf72-SMCR8 complex subunit
Exons: 10
Coding region: 215-1606 (463 amino acids)
Biological process (GO): autophagy; endocytosis
Cellular component (GO): endosome; autophagosome
Molecular function (GO): guanyl-nucleotide exchange factor activity
Source: RefSeq, a predicted model, not a curated record